Molecule: messenger RNA, 564 nt
Organism: Lactuca virosa
Lineage: Eukaryota; Viridiplantae; Streptophyta; Magnoliopsida; Asterales; Asteraceae
Source: the annotation of a GenBank genome assembly
AUGGUUGAAGAUGAUACAUUGGUCGUUGAAGUCCAGUACAACGGGAACUUCUUCUCGAGACCAUUUACGUAUUUUGAUCCAGAUAAAAAGGAGAUAAGGUACGCCGAUUUCAGGGACAAAGGGUAUUCUGAAUUCAUUGCUCACCUAGAGAUGAUUACUAGAAAGAUGUGCAAAGAUGUAUACUAUUGUCCAGAUGGCCAAACAUUGUGUCAAGGAUUGGCCACAUUGCAAAACGAUUGUGAUUAUCAUGAAUUUCUUGAGUAUCUUCAUGAGAAAAAGAAAGUAACUAUGUAUGUGGACCAUAUGCAUGAACCCCUAUUUGACUGGAUUGAAAUGGAAGAGCCUGAAAUUGAAGAUGAUACCAACUCCAACGAAGACGAAGUUGAUGUAAUAGAUAAAGAGGGUUGGGAACACGAGGUGGAUGAUGAGGAGUUUUCUAUGAAAAGGGAAAGAGCAAGUAUUCAGAAGCAAGACAGCUUUUUGAACAAACUUUUCCCUAAUGAUGACGAGGAAGAAGAUCCUAAUGUUGCAAGUACCUCCUGUAUACCUUGUGCACAAUUAUGA